This is a messenger RNA of Rotaria sordida, 705 nucleotides long. The record is from the annotation of a GenBank genome assembly. Lineage: Eukaryota; Metazoa; Rotifera; Eurotatoria; Philodinida; Philodinidae.
AUGUUUCGAUCAAGCUAUUCAUUAUUAUUACUUGUUCUGAUUGCAGCUGUCUAUUCGGCAGAUUAUUUUGUUGAAAAAUUUGAAGAUGAAUCCUAUAAAAAACGAUGGGUUCAGUCAACAGCUAAAUCGGAUAUAGGUGAAUUUAAAUUAUCACAUGGUAAAUUUUAUGGUGAUGCAAAAAAAGAUCUUGGUCUUCAAACAUCUGAAGAUGCUCGUUUUUAUGCUAUCUCAGCUAAAUUUGAUAAAUUUUCAAAUGAAGGCAAAACACUUGUUAUUCAAUUUACUGUUAAACAUGAACAAAAAAUUGAUUGUGGUGGUGGUUAUGUUAAAGUUUAUCCAUCCGAUACUGAUCAAAAAGGUCUUACCGGCGAUUCACCUUAUCAUAUUAUGUUUGGACCUGAUAUUUGUGGUUAUAGUACGAAAAAAGUUCAUGUCAUUUUUACAUACAAAGGAAAAAAUUUAUUAAUUAAAAAAGAUAUUAAAUGUAAAGAUGAUGAAUUUACACAUCUUUAUACAUUAAUUCUUAAUUCGGAUAAUACUUAUGAAGUUCGUAUUGAUAAUGAAAAAGUUGAAAGUGGUAAACUUGAAGAAGAUUGGGAUUUUACUGUACCAAAACGAAUUCCAGAUCCAAAUGCUAAAAAACCAUCCGAUUGGGUAGAUGAAGAAAAAAUCGAUGAUCCAACUGAUACAAAACCAGCUGGUUAG